This is a messenger RNA of Hyaena hyaena (striped hyena), 1662 nucleotides long. It is a transcript of the gene SLC38A6, whose product is annotated as solute carrier family 38 member 6. Lineage: Eukaryota; Metazoa; Chordata; Mammalia; Carnivora; Hyaenidae. The coding region runs from base 83 to 1453 and encodes 456 amino acids. Gene Ontology annotation, biological process: amino acid transmembrane transport; L-glutamine transport. Gene Ontology annotation, molecular function: L-glutamine transmembrane transporter activity. The record is from RefSeq and is a predicted model, not a curated record. The transcript has 16 exons.
CGCCCCGCCUCCGGCGCGGCUAAUGACUGGAGAACUGAGGUAGAAGCUCGCAGAUGGACCUGGUAGUCGGCCUGCAAGCAGCAUGGAAGCGCCCUGGGGGAUCAGCAACGCUGAGCGAAGCUGGUACGUCUCUGCCCAGCGGUCUGAAGCGGCGGAGGCGGAAGAGUUGAGCCCGUUGCUAAGCAACGAACUUUACAGACAGGGAUCCCCAGGUGUUUCAUUUGGUUUUUCUGUGUUUAAUUUGACAAAUGCCAUCAUGGGAAGUGGCAUCCUUGGCUUAGCUUAUGUUAUGGCUCAUACUGGCAUCCUUGGAUUUAGUAUCUUGCUGCUGAUAGUUGCUCUCCUGGCUUCUUACUCAGUUCACCUCCUGCUAAGUAUGUGUAUUCAGACAGCUGUGACAUCUUACGAAGAUCUUGGACUCUUUGCAUUUGGAUUACCUGGAAAGAUGGUGGUAGCAGGCACCAUCAUAAUUCAGAGUAUUGGAGCUAUGUCAUCUUAUCUUUUAAUUAUUAAAACAGAGCUUCCUGCUGCUAUUGCAGAAUUUUUGUCAGGCGACCAUACUGGGUCUUGGUAUCUUGAUGGACAAACACUACUAAUAGUCAUCUGUGUUGGCAUUGUGUUCCCUCUUGCACUUCUUCCUAAAAUAGGCUUUCUUGGCUACACAAGUAGUUUAUCAUUUUCCUUUAUGGUGUUCUUUGCUGUUGUGAUAAUAAUUAAAAAGUGGUCCAUUCCUUGUCCUCUGCCAUUAAAUUAUAUAGAGCAAUACUUCCAGAUUUCAAACGCUACAGAUGAUUGUAAACCAAAGCUCUUUCAUUUCUCCAAAGAGAGUGCUUAUGCCAUACCUACCAUGGCUUUUUCAUUUCUCUGCCAUACCUCAAUAUUGCCCAUAUACUGUGAACUUCAAAGCCCUUCAAAGAAAAGAAUGCAGAAUGCAACCAAUACAGCAAUUGCUUUAAGUUUUCUCAUUUAUUUUAUAUCUGCACUCUUUGGGUACCUCACAUUUUAUGACAAAGUGGCGUCAGAACUACUGCAAGGUUAUAGCAAGUACUUGCCACAUGAUGUUGUUGUCAUGGCUGUGAAGUUGUGCAUACUAUUGGCUGUGCUUUUGACAGUCCCUCUAAUCCACUUCCCUGCAAGAAAAGCUUUAAUGAUGAUAUUUUUCUCCAAUUUUCCAUUCUCGUGGAUUCGCCAUUCUUUGAUCACUCUAGCACUCAAUGUUAUUAUUGUUUUACUUGCAAUAUAUGUUCCUGACAUUAGGAAUGUAUUUGGUGUGGUUGGUGCCAGUACAUCAACAUGUUUGAUUUUUGUAUUCCCAGGAGUAUUUUAUCUUAAGCUUAGCAGAGAGGAUUUUCUCUCAUGGAAAAAACUUGGGGCUUUUGUUUUGCUCAUCUUUGGAAUUUUGGUUGGGAAUUUCAGUUUAGCACUCAUCAUUUUUAAUUGGAUUACUAAAUGAAAGAAGUAUUUUCCCACUUCUUAUGAAGAAUAAUUUACCUCUAUAUGCAAAAAGGAAUAAUUCUGGGAAGCACCUUAGAUAAAUCCUUUUUAUAUGGGUAAACAUUUUUAUAAAUGUUAUUAACUGAAGAGCAGAACAAAAUGGGAGUAGGUAGGGGAAAGUGGGUUUAUAGCAGUUUUAAUUAAAAUAAAAUUCAAAAUGCUCUUCGA